This is a messenger RNA of Marmota flaviventris (yellow-bellied marmot), 1262 nucleotides long. NCBI's taxonomy places the organism in Eukaryota, Metazoa, Chordata, Mammalia, Rodentia, Sciuridae. The record is from RefSeq and is a predicted model, not a curated record.
GUGGCUGCGGGUUUUGCCCAGGGAGCGUGUUCGGGGCUGUUUCUUGGCCGGCUUCGCGGGGACGCCACUGAUCAGCGCCGGAUGUGACCUUCUCCUUGGACGAUUCAAGUUCUUAAAAAGUUUCAGUGUACAUUUGAGGUGGCUGUUUAUACAAAGGAAGCACUGGGACUUGGGGCUACCUUCAAGAAUAAAAAAAUAGAAAAUGGAACAACCAUGUAUGUUAUGUGAGGAAGAACAGGAUCCAGAACCACAGAACAUAAAAGAAACCAAACAAAUAGAUGAUGAAGAUGCGGAGCUGAUCUUUGUUGGGGUGGAACAUGUAAAUGAAGAUGCUGAACUGAUCUUUGUUGGGGUGUCUUCAAAUUCAAAACCAGUUGUUUCAAAUAUUUUGAACAGAGUUACCCCAGGUUCAUGUUCAUGGAGAAAAAAGUAUGGUCGCCGAAGAAAAGAUACUGCUCGUAACUUGCAGCCUAUAAGUCAUGUGACCCCUUCAUCAGAAACAGUGACUAUGUUGCCAGUAUCUCAAUCUGAAUCAAGAUCAACAGAUAGUCCUAUUAUUAUUGAGCCUUUGUCUAAGCCUGAUGAUAAAAGUAAUUCACCAAAAGUUGUGCCUAGUAGCUCUUCAGAAUCAUGUUCUCCUGUGGUUACCCUCACAAGUUCAUUGCAUCAUCCAGUGAAAGCAGCACUUUCAGAAGGAGGAUUGAAAUGAACAUUUGCCAGUGUUGAUAGGAUUGCUACCAAGACACAGAGACUCUUAGGAUGAAGAGGAACUUCUUAAGGAGGAGGCAAAGAUCUGGCCCAGUAAGGAACCUGGGUCAUUCAUCACUGCAUCAUCUCUAUUUAAGGAUGUAAACCUAAACCUCAGAUUCUGCUAUGAUCCUCCACCAGGACCUCCACAGGAGCUAGAAGAACACAGAAUGGACUGAGUACAUUGGAGUGUGUUAAGGAUGACUCUCAAGGAACUUUCUUGGUAUGGAGUGAUGGUUGAUUAACAACAGAGACUGAGUUUCUGCUGGAAUGUGAUCCUUACUGGGUGAAGGGAGAAAAUAGAGUGGAAUGGGAAUGAAUAGAGCCUUGGCUUUGUAGUGUACUAUGACUAAUCAAUCCAAAAUAGUUCACUUACAAAUAGGUUCAUGCUGAAAUGCACUAUAUAAUUAAAUGUUGAUGUCUUGUCAUUCUUCCUGUCUAUUCUGAAAGCCAAGUAAUUCCUUACUUAUCUCUAAAUUUUGUGAAAAUAUUUGGCCUCUGUGCAUCUACAUCUG